Molecule: messenger RNA, 1198 nt
Organism: Hemiscyllium ocellatum (epaulette shark)
Lineage: Eukaryota; Metazoa; Chordata; Chondrichthyes; Orectolobiformes; Hemiscylliidae
Product: leucine-rich repeat-containing protein 3B-like
Exons: 1
Coding region: 1-1071 (356 amino acids)
Cellular component (GO): plasma membrane
Molecular function (GO): protein binding
Source: RefSeq, a predicted model, not a curated record
AUGAUUCUCCCAGCGGCGCUGCUGCUGGUGUCUCGGUUCAGUGUUGCCCGUUGUACCUCAGAGACCUGGUCCCUGUGUCCCCGAGGCUGUGAGUGCAGAGAGGGCCUCAAGUAUGUCAACUGCUCAGCUGCUUCACUGCAACAAGUCCCCCCCAGCUUCCCGACAGAUACAGAGCAGCUGGAUCUCUCUAAGAAUAACCUGACCAUUCUCCCAGCCGGCGUCUUCCAAUCGCUCUGGAGAAUCAAUAUCCUCCUCAUUGGCUCCAGCCGUGUUCAGAGAAUCCACGAUGGAGCUUUUGCCUCUCUGGAGAACCUCUGGCGACUGGAUCUCCGACGAAACAACAUCAGGGACCUGAGUGAGGGCUUUUCCAUUGGCCUGUCCUUCCUCAAUGAGUUGAUCCUGUCAGACAACUACUUGGAGAAGUUGAAUUCACUCAUGUUCCAGUACCUGGACAAUGUGCAGAAACUCUACCUGAAUAAUAACCAGAUUUCCCAACUCUCCAGUGGGGCCUUCCGAAGUAUGACCAGACUACGGCAGCUCCACCUUCAGAAUAACCGGCUGGCUAACCUGAGCAACGGUGUCUUCUUCAUGCUGCAGAACCUGGAGGUGUUAAAUCUUCAGGGCAAUCUGAUCAAAGAUGUCGACACCGGCGUUUUCACAUCGUUGACGAGUCUGACGCUCUUGAACCUGUCCCGAAAUGGCUUGGAGCGAAUUAAGUUCAAGACCUUCUUGGGUAUCCAGACUUGGGGCACCCACAUUUUGCUGGCCAAGAAUAAUUGGACCUGUGAUUGUGAGCUGCAGAGGGUUUUUGGUAAACUGCAUAAUGUCCAGCGCCUGCUGGUGGAUGACUAUGACAACGUGAUCUGCUUGGAACCUCCCGCCCUGAGGGACUUGCCGUUGGCAUCUGUUGACACUCAAUUGUGCAUAGCAGAGACCGUCACGGUGCUGGUUAUAACGGUGACAGUCUUCAUCACUGUUGUCGCUGCUAUUGUAAUGGCUGAAAGGAAUAGGAAGAAACGAACAGGGAAACACUGGAGUGAAGAAAGUGAAGACUUUGAUUCUCAAGAUUAAUGUACGUCAUUAAGCGGACAAGGGUAAUGUUAGGUUGCACAUAUCAGUGGGUCUCAGGGUAGAUGAACCUCAUGGUGUAGCACUUAGCUAGGAAGGUGCAAUCCAUUCUCUGGACUGAGUUCAAACU